Messenger RNA from Arachis ipaensis, 1303 nucleotides. The record is from RefSeq and is a predicted model, not a curated record. NCBI's taxonomy places the organism in Eukaryota, Viridiplantae, Streptophyta, Magnoliopsida, Fabales, Fabaceae.
AUGGAGCUUCGUUUCUGCUUCUCUGUUGAUCUACCGGAGUUUCUGGCCGCCGCCGUAGCUGUUGCUGCCGCCGGUUCGAAAUCGCGGCUGCUUCGUGUUAUUAUUCCGUUGCUUCCCUUUCACCCUCAUUCACAAAAACAUGGAAGGAAGGAACGGAAGGGGGAAGGGGGAAGAAAAAGCCGCGUCAGGGGAAGAGAAGGAAGGGACGACGCCACAGCCAAGGCUCGCCGCGGUCACACCGUUCUCGGCCCGCUGCGUGCCCCGCCGCGCCUCGCCGCCAGAACCGCGCGAAGGACAGAGGUCCGAGUGAGGGAGAAGUGGAGGGCGAGAGGGAGAAGGAAGGGACGACGCCACAGCCAAGGCUCGCCGCGGUCACACCGUUCUCGGCCCGCUGCGUGCCCCGCCGCGCCUCGCCGCCAGAACCGCGCGAAGGACAGAGGUCCGAGUGAGGGAGAAGUGGAGGGCGAGAGGGAGAAGUGGAGGGCGAGAGGGAGAAGGUUCGUGUGCCGUUGGAGCCGCUUCGUCACCACCGUUGAGGUCCUCACCAUCGCCGUUAAUGGAGGACGUCGUCGCGAGGAUGAGCGUCGCCUCGCCGCAGUCCCUGCUGAGCCGCCGCCACCACUAGGGUUUUGUCGCCGCCACUUGUGCUACUGUCGGCGAGCACGAAGCCAGAGGAGAAGGAAGAGCGACGCCAUCCCUUGCCGCAUUGCUUGGGGCUGUCGCGCCGCCACUGCCGUUCAGGGAAGAUCCGCUACUGCCGUCCGAGAAGCCACCUUGCUGCGAGUCAGGACUGAGGUGAGAGAGAGAGAGCUACGAAGGAGUGGACUUUCUCCGCCGCUGCUAGGCCAUGACCGCCGUUUUGGAGGUUGCCGUCGCCGCUGCCUGGGUCCUUGUGGUCCAAGCCACCAUUGAUGGAGCUUCGUUUCUGCUUCUCUGGUCUGUUGAGGGAGGAGCUCAUGGGUGGAAGAAGGCCAAUCGAGGGAGAGAAACGCCAUUGAGUGGGGGGAGGUCUGCCACCGGUCCGAUCUGAGGAAAAGGAAGUGCAACCGGAAGAGCAGGCAGGGAGCUAUCGCCGCUGCUGCCAGCUCCUAGAUGUUGUUCAAGCCGCCGCUCCUGCCGCCCAAAAAUCCCGCUGCCGUCGUCGAAAAACUCUUACGGUAAGGAUUUUAUUUGAGGUUUCUGCCUUUUUGGUUUUUGAGAUGGUUUUGAUGCUGUGCAGUUUUUCUAGUUGAUCCACCGGAGUUUCUGGCCGCCGCCGGAGCUGUUGCUGCCGCCGGUUCGAAAUCGCGGUUGCUUCGUGUUG